Messenger RNA from Photinus pyralis (common eastern firefly), 5233 nucleotides. Its product is annotated as proteoglycan 4-like. The record is from RefSeq and is a predicted model, not a curated record. Lineage: Eukaryota; Metazoa; Arthropoda; Insecta; Coleoptera; Lampyridae. Gene Ontology annotation, molecular function: calcium ion binding. The transcript has 8 exons. The coding region runs from base 2228 to 5218 and encodes 996 amino acids.
UUAAUCAACGUUUACAACUGAGUAACAAAUAAAGAUUAUUAUCUACUCAUAAAAUACUUUAGCCAAUGUAGCAUUUCGUGUUAUUAAUCUCUACUUUACAUAUUUUUAGCGUUAUUACGUGUCAAAAUAGUAUUUAAGGACCCAAAUAUUAUCAAAAAAAGUGACAAGUGAAAAGUUGCAAAGUUGUUUUAUGAAAUAGGCACCUGGUUUGAUGGUCUUUUAAAUCUACUCAUUGAUUUGAUUGCAUAUAGGCAAAACUAAUGAGCUCAUUUUUGUGUACCUACUUUUAGAGGAGAUCUUUCGAAUCAUCAUACUGACUAGUGUUUCACAAAUCAACCUUUCGUUUUGCUUGAUGACUUUUAGAGCAGUUGUAUUUUUUAGCUUGUGGGCAACACAGAAACAAAAAAAAAGCAUAUUAGCCAGGUAAGUGAGUUUUUACUGGUGAUGGGAGAAGUUGGCUGGCGGGCCGUUAAAUGACAUUUAUUUGCUACUGCCAAUGUCAACAUUGGUAAAGUUCUCUCUCUCACUCAUAUACCUAAUGCUUAUUGGGUUUCUUUCUAGCUUAUUAUAAGUGACACCCACAAUAAUUUUUUUUCAUACCUGUAUACUUAUAUCCAUUUUGUACUAUUUUAACGCCAUCUUUUGGAAAACUUCGGUUUUUAAGUUGUACUCGUGAUAUUAAAUUCGCGCGUAUGAUAUGUACACGUCAAUAGACGUCAGCACUAUUCUCUCUUGGCUAGCUGCGCGCUCACCUAUUUAUAUCAAACUAAACCGGAACCAACGAAACUUUGGACGCUGGCGUCUAUUUUAAACCAACAGCAAAGUAGAAGCUUUCGUUUCUAAUGCAAUUUUAGUUUCGCUAAAAGGGAACCGCUAUAUUUUUUAGGUUCGCUGCUAUGGUAACAACCCAUGUGGUUUAGAUGCGUUCGUUUAUCGUUUACAGGCCGGAGCUCCCGAAGCUCGUUGUUGCGAAAUACGUUCAGAUGCAAAAGUUAUUUUUUAGUAAAUAAAACCAUAGUGUAAAGAAUAAUAAACGAGAAGGUUUGAUUUCUUUAUACCGUGCUUUGGUCAUAAAAAUUCAGACUGGUUAUAAAUAGGCACUUUUUUUGUUUACAAUACAAAAAUACCUUUUUCGGUCACUUUCGUUCCUGUACGGGUGAAUACAUGUCCGAAUGACGAAACCAAAAAAUUAACAUAUUAUUAUAAGCUUCCGCUUUGCGCUAAAGAAUCGCAUACAAUUUUCAAAAGUGGAAUUUUUCGUCAUUCGGCUCACAUUUAGAAACAAGUCUUUUAAUCCGGGUCAUAUUCAAUAGCAGUGACCCUUGAACUCGUAUAAAUCGAUUGGCGAAGUAUUGACACCGCUGUCUCUUAUCAUUCUCGAGUAAGACGAGGAACAGACGCACGGAUAAAACCGUCACAUCAGGGAGAUUUUCCGAAAAAAAAUUUCUGAACAAAAUAAGGAUUGGCAUAAAAAGCUUACAAUCGUUUGGGAGAGUGUCUAUCGCGUACAUACACCGGGUUGGAAAAAAGUUUAAUUAUAAUGUGUAAUGGCUUCACUUCGCGUUCACCCAUUGAGUCGCGACCGUAACGAUUUGACAGUAUUUAGUAGAUACACAUGUGAAUUAGUACAAUCAUUGAAUAAUAUUCAGAUUUAUUAUUCAAUGGUACAAUCUUUAUUGACCCAUGCUGUCUGCAAUUUUUUACAUUGGAACCCUAUAGCCGCCGUUCUUACACAAAAAGCUGUUAUCAAAGUUGUUUCCGUUUACUGUUAAAUAUAGUAUGUAGUUAAACAGUUAGGUACCUACAAGUCUGUAUUCAAUAGCCAUCAUUCAUACAGUUGAGGAAUCAUUAACGAUGUUGAACCGUUAAUGUUUGUAAAUAUGUGCAAGAUGAUUAACAUUUUAACAACCGAAAUGUCUCAUGUCUUGAAUUGGCCUCACUUAAACGUCAAAAAUAUUCAAAGGACCAGACCAUAGCUUUACCUAUAAUUAUAAAUUAAAUUGUGCAAUAGAAGUACCUAUUACAUACACAAAUGUACCGUUAGGUGUAACAGUAUUUUUAAACAUUGAUACAUUUACUUCUUUUUAUUUCAGCAAUUGAAGACAUUUAUUCAAAUUCGUACGUGUCACCGAAGUCGGAGGACGAAAGGUUAGGACCGGAUUCGUCGGAGUCGCGGGUUGAUGUUACAUCCGGCCCAAGUGAAAUUUAUGUAUCAGAAAGUAAAACAAUGACACAUUCCAGUGAAACUAAAUUACACACAACAACCAACCGUAGAAUAGAGAGAUCGGCGGAUCCAAUUUUAUCCCGACCUAGCGGAAUAGAAGAGUUGUUGUCAUCAAAAAAUGUUGCAGACAAUUUAGAUUCAAAUGAUGUAGAAUUUUCUGGUAGAAUUGCUCCGUUCAUUCAACCCUCGAAAACGCUAAAAGAAUACCAAAAAAUGUACUUGCAGCAAACCUCUAUUAGUGAAUUUUUCAAUUCGGGGGAAGUAGAAAGGGCUCCGCAGGCGAAAUCUCUUUCACUGACGGAGCCCUUGGAAAUGCAGCCCACUGCGACGACAACUCCGAAUUUUGCCACACAAUCAUUGCAGCCACCAAAACCCCGACAGGCUAGCGCAGAUAUUCAAGAUAUAAUAACGGGAAUCGUUAAAUUACUAAACGGUAACGUAAAUGUUCAAGCCAACACUUCGCCGCCGAUGGGCAGACCUUUGCGUCCAGUGAGUACAAGAAUUAACAACCGCGGACCACCGCGCAUAUCGGAUGUUCCCAUUUUACCACCAGAUUUUGAUGCCGGCACACCACAACUACCCCUUCCUCCUUUAGGACCUGUACCACCCCCAGUGGGGCCAACAAAGGUUCCAACCCCCUACCCUUUUGAUUUUCCUCAAAACACCUCACCCAUUCGACCUCAUAUUUCACUCUUAGAACAAAUGAAUAGGCCCGGUAUGCACAGACCUUUAAUUCCCACGUGGAGCCGACCGAAUGGACCAUCAAAUGGCUCUCGCCGUCCAAUCAAUCCUUACCGAAGACCUAAACCUCCUUUUAAACCCAUACCUAUACAUAAACCGGACGAGGGAUCAACAACUUCGACAGAGAAACCAAAUGUCAACUCCGAUCCCGAAUUAGAAACUAACUUUCCAAGUGACGAUGGUGAUACAACAACUGAUCCUGACGGAGACGACUCACUUGAAAUGACGACACUAAUUUCUACUAACGACGCUGAAGAGUUGGACUACGAAAAAAAUAAAGAAAAAAGCAGUUCCAAAAUGGAAAAACAUACAACUAGACUCCAAAGUAGUAGUGAAGCAAUGAGCACGUUAUCAUCGAAUUCUUCUGCUGUUGAAACUUCAUCAUUAGCAACUGUCGAUCCUACAAAAGUGGCAAUGCCAAGUAUAACUUCUACCACAGAAACUAAUAUCACACUUACUGAGAACAACACGACUGAUUCAAUUACUUCAAUAGCGACACCAACCCUCGAAUCUUCCAUACAAGAAGUUUUACAAACUCUCAAAGACGAUCUUCUUUCUUCCUCCACUAUUAGUACAGAUUUAUCUCAAAUUUCUAUUUCCCCAACUCCAACCUUAGACCAAUUAGAAAAAUUUAAUGUCACCACAACGGCAACCCCGACUCUGCCUCUAGAAACUACAAAUACUACUAGCCAAAUACAACCGCUGCACUCAUACCGACCGAGACCUGGAAUUGUUCUGGAUGACACAGAGUACAAACCUGGUGGGAAUCGUCGACCUCCAAUUAUAACCGCCAGGCCGCAGUUGGGAGAUAUAUUCGAUAUUACGGUUUCCGCAAUUCAAGGACCGGGAGGAUCUCCGUCGAGAGGUCAGGGAAAGCCUUACGUUGUACCAGUGGACAUUGACGGUAUACAAACGGGCGAUGUUAUUACAAGCCCCGUAGGCAAUGAAGGCUUUGUAUCAAUUGAUGGAAAACGAACUUAUCUGAACUUAUUCGGCGAAUCAACAACGGAUGCAUCAACCGAUACUAUCAAUAUAUCUCCCACAACUAGCACACCGGUCAUCGGUACUGGCUUUGCAGUACCUCAAGUAGAUAUUCCAAAACAACCUGAACACAAAACAACCGUUCAGCCGAAGCCUACGCUAAGAAGACCACUAUAUGGAAGACGUCCCAGUCAGCCAUCAGUUAGAAUAGACACCUGUAUAGUUGGGGACGAUUCCACCUGCGACCGAACAAAUAAUGAGGUAUGCAAGACUGAGUUGGGUGUGAGCGCCUGUCACUGUAGUCCAGGACAUGCCAGAAGACAGCUACGUGAUCCCUGUAGAAAAAUUGUAUCCAUGGUGAUGUCGCUCAGAGUGGAUCGUUUGUAUGAAAGACGCGUGGUUUGGGUGUCCGAUUUGGGAAACAAAGGAAGUGAUAGUUAUCAACAGUUGUCAUAUGAAACUGAACGUGCCAUGGAAUCGGCCAUGUCCAUGACACCGUUUAGCGAUGAAUUUUUGGGUAUCAAAGUGAACAAUAUUUACAAGGGAGAUCGCUCAGCAAGUCAAAGUGGAGUGUAUGUCAACAUCACACUACAGCUUGAAGCAAAUGGAGAUACGUCACGGCCUACAGUACGAAACGAUAUUCAAAGACAUUUAUUGGGAGUAAUACAAAGACGAAGCAAUAACAUUGGAAAUAGCGCACUAUGGGUGGAUAGUCCACCUGGUUCCAUUUCUAGUCUUCAAGAUUUGGAUGAAUGUUCAUCUCCAGAACUUCACGACUGCCAUUCUCUAGCAGUUUGCAUCAACGUAUUUGGAGGAUUUAAAUGCGAGUGUAAUGAAGGUUUGAAAGAUCCAUGGGCGGAUCACAAACAUCAGGCGGGACGCCAUUGUGAACAAUGUUCUAGUCAGCACUGUAAUAAUAGAGGCGAAUGUAAAUAUCACAAUGGGCAGGAAGUUUGCACAUGCACGGGAAGUUAUUAUGGAUCUCAAUGCGAGGUCGAUGGAGAAAUUUUGGGGGUUGCUAUCGGUGCUAGUGUAGCGGCAGUAGUUAUUAUUGGUCUUACCUUGGCAUGCCUGAUUAUGUGGAGUCGUCGUUGGAGUAGAGAUCAAAAAGCAGGCGUCGGCAGUCCAGUGUUUGGUUACAUGACCAACCCAGGCAGUACGAUGAAAUCACCAGUUGUUGGCGGACCUUAUCAUGUGACGAUGGAAGACAGAAUACGAUGGGCGCAGAUAGCAGACGUGAUGGCUCAAUCCAACCAUUAUGCUGUAAGUUAAUAAUUGCUUAGUACU